AAAACAUUUUAAUGUUGUCUACUGGAUAGUAGGCCUAUAUUAAAAUUAUAUAGUAAAUUGAUUGAUCAGUAAGUACUUUCUUUCUUAUUUCUUCAGGCCUACUAACUAACCUUAACUGUACUUACUGACUUACUAGCAUGUCGUUUUUAAUUACAACUGCAAAAAUUUUUAACAAAUCUUUAUUAAAGAAUAAAUUGAAAAUAACAAAAGAGACUUUAGGUACCGGUAUAUAUUAUAUGUGAGUAUUUGGUUAAAAUAUUUACCAGUCAACAAAAAUUAUAAUUAGGCCUAUGUAACAUUUACUUUCACUAUCACUUAGAAUUACUAGGAAUGUCUGCACAAAGUGCCAUUGACCAGUUCGCAUUGCCAGCAGCAGUGACCAUCCUUGGUAUAUAUCAAUUAAGUAAGGGACUAUAUAUAUAUUAAUUCAAUCAAUCACUAUCCCUCUGUCUUUUGAUUUUGAUCCUGAUCCUUUAUUUUUUUUCACUCUUAACGACCAUUGUCUAGUUCACUGAGGUAGGCCUACACUCAUGGGAUCAGCACUCUAUUUUGAGAACAGUGUUAAUUUAACACCAUGUUUUAUUUAUAAGACGUGGGGUCUACAUAAUAAUUUUUAUAAGUAUUUCUUCAGUGAGGUCUCACCAGGGUUGUCAACCAUACAUAAGUGUAAAGACAGUAUAUGUGUUAGAUUGAAAAUGACUCGUUCUUUUGAGUUGUGUUAGGUUGAAAAUGACUUGUUCUUUAGAUUCUGUGAGAAUCUUAGGAUGUUCAUAUAAAAUGAGACACUUAUAAGAAAUAUUUUAAAGUGAACAAAUGGUAAUGUCGGCAUUUAUAUUUUUUCUUGAUUUCUUUUGACUUAUAUUAUCAUAAUCAGGUGAAAAUCAACACUUCAAAAACUGUUCUAUAAUAUAUUAAUUUUAUGAAAUAGGCUUAUGCCUUAUGUCUUAUGGGCAUGACAUAGAACCAGGGACGUCAUUUGGGUAGGGCAGGGUGGGGCAUUUUCCCGCCACACCAUGAAUUUACAGGUGUUAUUUAAAUUGCUAUAUACUGUAGUGUCUCCAGGAACAAGCCGACCAAGUUUUGGUUCCCCUCACUUUAAAAAAACCUGAAAUGACGCCCCUGCAUAGAGCUAUUGUCUUAAGGAUGUCUGAACAAUUAAUAGUUUUAAAAUAUCAAUAAGGUUAUUUAAAACUGUCUGUACAAACAUUAGUUUGUAAAAAUUUUGGAGAUUUAGAAUAUGUGUUAAUAAAUUUUAUUUCAUUGAGUUUGCAACUCUUGGGUGCUCCACUGCUCUUGUUGAAUAGAUCUUUCUUAGUAGAUGAUAACUUUUUAAAUCUGCGAACGGUAACAGUUUAAUAAUAUAAGUCAUCAUUCUUCAUGAAGUUCACAACUCUUCAAUCUUUUGGGGCUUUUAGAAAACAUUUUAUAGUUUCAGAUAUUUUUUUAAAAAUCGUACAGGCCUUAAACUUUAAUAACCAGUUGAUAUAUUUUACAUAACAUUAUCAUUUUAUACUUGCAGCAUAUAAGUUAUUGAUAUAGAUUAUUAUCUGGAUUGAAAUUUAUUAUUUAUUUUUGGACAGGUGUAAGAUUUGUAACUGCUGUUGUUAAGUCAAGGCAAAAAUUUAAAGUUCAAGUUCCAGAUACCAAUGGACCACCUGAAUUUAUAAGGACCUACAGGGCUCAGUAAGAAUCUAGCAAUUUUUAUUUCUUCUUUAGCAUAAUAAGAAGUCAGAAUUUUUUUUUUCUAUAUCCAUGAGAAAUAAGGUUGUCUAUAAAAUGACAUUGUCAACAGUUGUUAGGCAUCUGGGUGAAUUAAUUACACUCUUAUGCUUCAGAUCAGGGGUCGGGAACAUUUUCAUGGCAAAGUGCCAAAUAUUGAAUUUCGACCUAGUAACUAGUAGCAUCCAAGAGCAACAUGAGAAAGAUCAAAGAGCCACGUGCGGCUCAAGGCUCCCUGAGCCACAUGUUCCCGGCCCAUGCUUAAGGUUGUCUAGUCACUCUAAAUGUUAGUGAGAUUCGCAGGUAAAUUUAAAUUUCUGUUUUAACAUGUUCGUUAAAAUUGAUAUACUUCUCACAAAAUAUAGUUUAUAUAAUAAAUAUUCAUUGAUUUUUAUUUAAGAGCUGUUACUUUCUUCUACGUGCAGCCAGAAUACACUUGAAUUUUAUCCUGUAUCUGUUGUUUGCCUGUGGAUUGCAUCACUAUUCUUUCAUCCUGGUAAUUAAAUAGCCUCUGAUUAAUUUUUAAUGAAAUUUUUUUAACAAUAAAUUGAUUAGAAAAAAUUUGAUAAGCUAAAGCAGUGGUUCUCAACCUUUGAGCACUGACAGCUCAAAAUAUAUUUGUCGAGUUUUUGAGAAAACCCCCCCAUACCAGGAUUAUUCUUAGAUAUUGAGGAUUGAGUUUUGUAAAGAUAAGGGGCGAAUAUAGACUGUAAUUUAUUUAGCAAUAUUUUAUCAAUCAUUAAUUUGUGUACAUUUGUUCAUGUUUAAAGGAUAAUAAUUUUAUAAUAAGUGCAGGAGCAAAUAAUAAUCAAUGCUAUUUUCUUUUAGAAAAAGUUACUGCUUUUAAACCAGUACAAUAUUUCAUUUCUAUUGACAAGACUACUUUGAGAAAUAAACUAUUUACAUAAAUUUACUCCAAUAAAGAUAAGCUUAGCAAAAUAUCUGAUAUGAGAAAUGCAAUAUUUAUUGUAAAUUUAGUUCCAGCUUCAGUUGCAUACCUUGGUUUUUUGAUUGGAAGAGAGAGAUAUUUCUGGGGCUACAUAGAAACGGCAGAUAAAAGGUAAUUGCUUUAACUCAACUGCAUUUCUUUAAAUAAAUGUGAAAAAAACACUUCCCACCAACCAAACAUCAAUCUGUCCUUUUGCAGUAUUUUUAAUCAUAUUUAGCUUUCAGUACAUAGCUACAAUGAAAGCAGAUAAGGAGAGUUUUGCAUCUUGCUAAAUGUUAAAUGAUCCUUUGCAAAUGUUAGAUAUUUCCAUUGCUUUUGAUUUCUUAUUUUCUUUUCAGGAUACCAGGAUUUAAGUUCAGCAUAAAAUGUCUGAUUGGGCUUUUUGCCAUGUGCAUUUUUGGUGUAGUGCAUAAAUUUGUUCGUUAUUAUGGAGGCAUUGAUAUAUGGCUUAAGAUCAUAAGUAAUGGUAGCUUUUCAGAAAGUGACUUGUAAUAAAAUCUUAGAAAAUAUGGUCUUCUUUUUCCAAUCCUGCAUAUUUUCAACCUUGUCAUCAUUGUACUCACCAGUAAAAAUGGACCUAUAUAUCAAGCCUUCUUUUCAGUUCUUUAUUAAUCUUUUACUAAAUACAUUUUUUUACUAAUUGACAAUUAUAUUAUUAUUAUUAUUAAUUUAUUCUUUUAAUUAAUUUUAUUAUCUAUGCAAUUUACAUCAAUUUUUAUCAUAUGUUUAAAAUAGUUUUACUUGAUGUAUGAAUACAAUAUUAAAAAAAAGUGGCAACAUAAGUUUAUACUUUUAAAAGCAAUAAAGUUUGUAUAUUUAUAG
Lymnaea stagnalis (great pond snail) is the source of this 3490-nucleotide messenger RNA. The record is from the annotation of a GenBank genome assembly. NCBI's taxonomy places the organism in Eukaryota, Metazoa, Mollusca, Gastropoda, Lymnaeidae.